Capra hircus (goat) is the source of this 421-nucleotide messenger RNA. RefSeq names its product T-cell leukemia/lymphoma 1B (gene TCL1B). NCBI's taxonomy places the organism in Eukaryota, Metazoa, Chordata, Mammalia, Artiodactyla, Bovidae. The coding region runs from base 41 to 421 and encodes 126 amino acids. Gene Ontology annotation, biological process: positive regulation of peptidyl-serine phosphorylation. The record is from RefSeq and is a predicted model, not a curated record. The transcript is spliced from 3 exons. Gene Ontology annotation, molecular function: protein serine/threonine kinase activator activity.
GUCUCCAAGUGUGCCCCAGGCUCCCAGGCAGACCCCUGCGAUGGAAGCCGAAGCUUCUCCGCCGGUUGGAUCGCCCCCUUGCUGCCUGUGGUUCCAGAGCCCUGGCGUCUACAAGGAUGAGAAGGGGAGGAUCUGGGUGGCUGUGGCUCUACAGAUCAAUCCCUCCCACCGAGCUCGGGGCAGCGAGGCCCCUGAGAGCACACAUGAAGUCGGCCUCACGGUCCAUCUGUGGCAGUUACCCAACCAGAUGCCCAGGUCCCCCAGCUGUCCGCUUGUGUCUGGGCUGCCCACUAAGUGGGAGCUCUAUCCUGGGCGAAGGUACCAAGGAACAGAUUCCAGACUCUGGGAAAUAAUGGACCACGGCCAGGUCAUCUCCACGGAAAAUCUGAUCCUCAAACGUCUGCCGAGUGGGAACCACUGA